GAAACGUGGUCAUGCACUUGGCUAUUUGUAGCGCGACAUUCAAUGCUGCAAUCAAAAGCUUGCAUGAGAGCCACCAUGAUUGCAGCAAGCUUUGUCCGCCCUGAUCGCCUCGCUAAAAGCUUUACGCUCUCUCUUCAAGCUCCUCGCUCAACCCUUUCUGCUGCUGAAGCGCAAUUAGGUUGGCAACCCUGGAGAACAUUCGUGCAGAGGAGGAGCUCAGAGCUCGCCGUUCAGAGAAAUUCUGACUGGGCGCCUAGAAGCCCCCAAGGGACUCCUUUGCUAGGACCAGGUCUCAGCAGCACGCUCGUAUACCCUGCAUUGAUUCAUCUGACGUCGAGGCGGGGGCCCCCGGCAUCGCUGAGCGUAAUGGCAACCGCUGCUGGCACAAAGCAGGAGGCGCCAUUCGGUGCUUGGAAGUCACCACUGACCACCGAGCUGGUGACUUCGGGGUCGCUCAGGCUGGGACAGGCACAGAUCAGUGACGAUGGAAAACUUGUUUGGAAGGAAGGGAGACCUUCAGAAGCCGGGCGGAGUGUCCUGGUUAUGCGGGACGGCCUGUCUGAUGGUCCACAGAAGGACCUUACUCCCGCGGACCACAACGUUCGUACCCUGGUCCAUGAAUAUGGGGGAGAGAGCUGGGGGUUGUUCGCUGACUGCGUCAUCUAUUCAAACAUGAAGGAUCAGCGGCUCUACAUGCAGAAAUUGACUGGAGAUCAGACUCCUGUUGCGCUGACUCCGGAGGUCGAAGGGAUGAAGGUCAGGUAUGGCGAUGGGGUGCUCGACACGCAGCGCCAACGCUUCAUCACCAUCAGAGAAGAUCAUCGAGAAGAAGGGAAGGAGUGCAAAAACGAGAUUGUAGCGGUUGACCUGACAAAUCCAACCGCUGAACCUGUCGUGCUGGUGACUGGCCACGACUUCGUAAGCUACCCCCGUCUAAGUCCUGACGGGCGCCAGCUGGCGUUCACCACGUGGGAGCAUCCGAAUAUGCCCUGGGACGCAACGCAGCUCUGGCUAGCUGACGUCACCGAUGCAGGGGAGUUGAGCAACGUCCGGUCAAUUGCAGGCGGGAAGGAUGGGGCUGUUGAGGCGGCCACACAACCUAGCUGGUCGCCUGCAGGCGAACUCUUCUAUGUCACCGAUAAAGGCACCGGCUUUUGGAACAUCCACAGAUGGGACGGAUCGUCGUCUGAAGCAAUCACCUCGCUCGAGGCGGAGUUCGCCCUGCCGCAGUGGUUGUUGGGCAUCCAGACGUUCACCUUCGUCCCUGAGACUGCGGGCAAAGGAACGCACAUCCUGGCCGCCUAUCGAGACAAAGGCAUCGGCAAGCUGGCCGUAAUCGACGCCUCCUCCAAAGCCCUGUACCCGGUCGAGACCGCCUACUCCGACAUAUCAUAUGUGGGGUCUGGAGGAGGCAAGCUUUUGACCGUGGCAGCCUCGGCGACCGAAGCCCCUUCCGUGUUGUCGGUCGAACUCUCACCCGAUCUCAAGGGCGGCGUCGCUCAGAGCGUGCUCUUCUGCUCCAGCUCGCUGGACACGGGCAAGUACCGGCCGUACCUGACGGUCCCCGAGUCCAUCAGCUUCCCCACCAAGGACGGCGAGACGGCAUACGCUAUUUACUACCCGCCCGCCAACGCCGACUUCCAGGGGACGCCAGGGGAGAAGCCGCCGCUGCUCGUCAAGAGCCACGGAGGUCCCACCUCCGAGGUGGGCACGUCCUUGAAGCUGGGCAUCCAGUACUGGACCUCUCGCGGUUGGGCCGUCGCAGACGUCAACUACAGGGGUAGCACCGGGUACGGGCGGGAGUACCGCGAGAAGCUAUACGGCACGUGGGGCAUCGUAGACAUUGACGACUGCUGUAGCGCGGCAGACUACCUGGUGAAGGCCGGCAAGGUGGACGGGCAGCGGCUGGCCAUUGACGGCGGCUCCGCGGGCGGGUACACCACGCUGGCCGUGCUCGCGUUCCGGGACACCUUCAAGGCGGGCUGCUCCUACUACGGGGUGAGCGACCUUAUGACCCUGGCACAGGAGACGCACAAGUUCGAGUCGCGCUACCUGGACAAGCUAGUGGGUCCUGUGGCCACGGCGGCCCAGCUGUACGAUGAGCGGUCCCCCAUCAAGCACGUGGACGGCUUCUCGUGCCCGGUCAUUCUUUUCCAGGGCCUCGAAGACAAGGUGGUCCCCCCGAACCAGGCUCGCAUGAUGUACGAGGCGGUGAAGGCCAAGGGGAUCCCCACGGCGCUCGUCGAGUACGAAGGGGAGCAGCACGGCUUCAGGAAGGCCGAGAACAUCAAGACAACACUUGAGUGGGAGCUGUUCUUCUACUCCAAGGUGUUCAAUUUUACUCCGGCCGAUCCCAUCGCGCCUCUUCACAUAGACAACCUGUAAUCGAAACGGGCCGCAGUAACGCAUGCUAAUGUUGAAACGUAGAGCGCGCAUAAAGCACACGCCCCGCCUUGAUAGCUAAAUUUUAGAUCUUGGCGCGGUAAAGUGCAAGCCUUGAUUCAGUUCUAAAAUAAGUCGGGCACGCUUUCGGACUUCGAGUUGCAAUUUUUUCAUCUGACC
Messenger RNA from Klebsormidium nitens, 2562 nucleotides. NCBI's taxonomy places the organism in Eukaryota, Viridiplantae, Streptophyta, Klebsormidiophyceae, Klebsormidiales, Klebsormidiaceae. The record is from the annotation of a GenBank genome assembly.